Anguilla anguilla (European eel) is the source of this 930-nucleotide messenger RNA. Its product is annotated as taste receptor type 2 member 40. The transcript has a single exon. The coding region runs from base 1 to 930 and encodes 309 amino acids. Gene Ontology annotation, cellular component: membrane. Gene Ontology annotation, biological process: G protein-coupled receptor signaling pathway; sensory perception of taste. Gene Ontology annotation, molecular function: G protein-coupled receptor activity. NCBI's taxonomy places the organism in Eukaryota, Metazoa, Chordata, Actinopteri, Anguilliformes, Anguillidae. The record is from RefSeq and is a predicted model, not a curated record.
AUGAGUCUCAGUGCUCAUGUUGCUCAGAUGUGUGCAUUGUUUUUUCUGGUGGUGAUCACGGUUCUGUGGAACAUCUGUAAUCUAGCAGUAAAUGUCCUACACCAGUGGAAGAGCAGAGGAUCUCAUCAGCCUGUGAGCCUGAUCAUCUCCUGCAUCUCCAUCAGCAACGUGUUCCUGGAGCUCUCCAUGUCCGCUAUCCUGUUCUUAUUUUGGGCAGACCUUCUAUUUUCAGUAAAUUGCUUGCCAUUCCUCAGAACUACAGCUUUCAUUUGGUUACAGAGCAUCUGCGUCAGCUUCUGGUCCAUCGCUUGGCUGAGUACCUUCUACUGUGUGAAGAUCGUCAGCACCUCCAGUGCUCUCCUCUGCAAGUUAAAGAACAACAUUUCCUUCUUCAUCACCACAGCCCUCUUGCUAACUGUGCUGUUCUCCUUUGUAGCCUGCCUCCCCACCCUGUUCUUUCAGCUGCCGUCAUCCAACGGCACCACUAACGGGACCAGAAAUGCAACAAACCUGGGACUCGUCCUCCCUGUCUGGAUUGACGGAACCCUGUACCUUUAUGUUCUCAUGGGCUUCCUCUGCCCUGUCCCUGUGCUCGUCAUGCUGCCCACUUCCCUGAGACUUGUGGCCCACCUCUGUCAUCACACACUUCGCAUGAAGAAGAAUGAGAACCAGGUUCAGGGCACUGACUCCUACCUAAUGGUGUGCAGGAUGACCGUGUCCAUGGUUGGGGUGUACCUGACUAUGGUGGUCAUAUUUUUAAUCUUUCUUGCCAGAUGGACCCCGGGCAAGUUUCCAUUUGAGCUAUUUGCUUGGAAUUUGUCCUUUUUUUGCCUGGCAAUGGGUAUUCUUUUGACACUAUUAAACAAACAAACAAAAGAGAAACUAAUGUCUGUUUGCUGCUGCUGCUGCUGCUGCUGGGUAAAUGUCUGA